AUGGCCUUACAACUGCAGCAACAGCAACGUGAGAAAAAACCUCUCAUUCCUAAACUUGCCCAAGAUCUGAUUGCUGGUACAAUUGGUGGUUGGGCACAAGUUGUUGUCGGUCAUCCUCCAGACACCAUAAAAGUUCGUUUGCAAACACAACCAUCUCCUCCCAUUUACAAUGGCGCUAUUGAUUGUGUUCGAAAGCUUGUUCAAGAAGAAGGAGCAAAGGGACUCUAUAGAGGUGUUAUGUCCCCACUGGCUGGCAUAGGUUUCUGUAAUGCUGUCAUGUUUAUGACCAAUGGCUGGUCAAGGCGUUAUCUGCAAAAUGGAGAUGAAAAGAAGACAUUAUCUAUUGUUGAAAUUGGUCUUGCUGGUUCAAUGGCUGGUUCUGUGAUGGCGUUUCUUAAUUGCCCUAUUGAACUUUUGAAAGUAAAAUUACAAACUCAAGAUCCCAAAGGUUUUAUAAACGCGAGUGGAAAGCAUGAACCUGCAUAUAAAGGUGUGCUUGAUUGUGGUCUUAGAACCGUUCGUGCUCAGGGUUUAUCUGGUAUAUAUCGUGGCAUGGGCGUUACCUUGCUUAGAGAUUCGCCGAGUUACUUUUCAUAUUUUGUUGCUUAUGAGGGUUUGAAGCGUCUCUUCCAGGCAAAGAAAAAAGAUGGCGAGAUUGGCACCUUUGAAUUAUUGAUGGCCGGCGGUUUGUCUGGUUUAGCAGCUUGGAUUCCUGCUUAUCCUCAAGAUGUGAUAAAGAGCAAUUUCCAAAAUGACGUUCGAUACAAGAAUUUAAAUCAAGUUAUCAGGACUCUCUACAGAUCUGGGGGGACCAAAGCUUUCUUUAACGGGAUUGGACCAACACUCGUCAGAGCUUUCCCAGCAAACGCUGCUACUUUCUUUGCUUAUGAAAUGGCCAUGAGUUUCAUGCAAAGAUUGUAAAAAAGAUAAUUGAUAGAACACUUAGAGAACUAAAUUAUUGAAUAAAUCUGAUGUCAACUAACAAAAAAUCGUAUUCUGAUACGCAGAUGCGUUACACUAACACCAACAACUUGGUAUAAAGUUGCAAAAUAAGGAAAAAGCAGUAUUUC
Molecule: messenger RNA, 1070 nt
Organism: Mycotypha africana
Lineage: Eukaryota; Fungi; Mucoromycota; Mucoromycetes; Mucorales; Mycotyphaceae
Product: mitochondrial carrier domain-containing protein
Exons: 8
Coding region: 1-921 (306 amino acids)
Biological process (GO): transport
Molecular function (GO): transmembrane transporter activity
Source: RefSeq, a predicted model, not a curated record